Molecule: messenger RNA, 1527 nt
Organism: Talaromyces rugulosus
Lineage: Eukaryota; Fungi; Ascomycota; Eurotiomycetes; Eurotiales; Trichocomaceae
Exons: 4
Coding region: 1-1527 (508 amino acids)
Source: RefSeq, a predicted model, not a curated record
AUGGCUCCCAAAAGCCUACUCCCAAUCCUCCUUCCCCUCGGGUUAGCUGCGGCAGCCUGCGUGUCCUCGGGAGACCAAAACACCAUCAACAGCUUAUUCCAGUCUGGCGGCGCCGGAACCGUGGUCCAACUGUGCGCAGGCACAGUCCUGUCUGUAUCUGAUGCUAUCACCUUCACGGCAGACAACCAGGAACUCUCGACCUCGGGCUAUCCAACAGACGAUACACGGGGCACUAUUCAGGCUGCUGCUAACAGCAAUGCUAGCACUCUGAUUACCGGCUAUGGAUUUGAUGGUUUGAAAUUAACCAAUAUCCAAGUGGACGGGCUGCGUCCAAGCCUUGGUGCUGUCGAGGAUGGAGGCGCGAAUAUCGAAUUGGGCCAGGCCAGCUCUGGAAUCGUAGUAUCUAAUAUCGCGUCUAGAAACUCUCGUGGUUGGAGCUGUUUGCAUGUCAUUCAAUCUGGCGACUCCACUGCUCCAUGCACCAAUGUCACUAUUUCCAAUAACCAGAUCGGGCCAUGUGGAAACGAAGGCACCAACUCCGCUGGUGCAGGCCAGUGGGCUGAUGGCAUCUCGUUUGCAUGCCAAGAUUCGCUGAUUGAGAACAACCAUGUUAGUGGAAGCACUGACGGAGGAAUCGUCUUAUUCGGGGCUCCGGGCACCAAGGUACAGGGAAAUACCAUAGUGUCGUCGCCCACGGAUACUGGGUUUGGCGCAAUCAACAUGGUCGACUGGCUUUAUGAUGGCAGUUAUGCUAACGUUGUUGUGACGAACAAUACCAUCACUGGCGAUAAACUGUUUAAUGUCGGAAUCGCUAUUGGGGCAUAUGUAUGGGGAUUUUCCGACGGUACAAAUCCGCUGCAAGGGCCGGCAACAGUCACGGACAACGUGUUUAGUGGAAAUAUCACGUUCCCGAUUGCUAUCAACGGCUGGACGAAUGGCCUGACGGCAACUGGAAACGACGUAUCCGGUGUCACCAACCCAAAUUCGGCCUUCUCCGAGUCCAAUGACUGCAGCGCUGCGACCAAAGCCCUCUGGACCGAGAACGCACAUCUGUCGUAUUACCCGGCCGGAUUGACAGGUUCCUCGAACCUGCAGACUGACUUUGUUGCUGCAAAGAACAACGCAACUGCAUUCCUCUGCACCACGGCGCCUCUGCCAGCCUCAGUCAGCUACGCGCCAAACGAACUCAACGUCGGGCCUGGCAGCACGCUCGCCAAUCUCCACAACGGCAUCGUCACGAACUACCAGGGUGACAACAACAUAGUCACCUCCAAUACGUCGACAGGGGACUAUGUGACACUAUGGGCCUCGGGCAAUACUUCGUCUACGUGUGGAUCUGACGCAACUGCGUGCUCUUGCGUCUUUCAGAGUGACGGCAAUUUUGUGACCGAUGUGUCUGGCCAAGCGCAAUUUUCGAGUGGCACAACAAACACAGGGCACACGCUGACGUUUUUGAACCAGAGUCCAUGGAUCCAGAUCACGGACGAGUCAGGCAAGGUCGUUUGGACGACGGCGGAUACGAGCUAA